ACGAAUCUAGUCGACUGUAGAAUAGAUUUGAAUAACGGGAUAUAAACACAAAGUGAGAGUGAGAGAGUAAGGGGUUAAGUAGUUACAAAUGGAGGUGGCUACUUAGAUACAGACAACAAGACGCCUCUUGUUCCAUGAAAUACACUAGACUAGAUGUAUUUUAAUGUGCAAAAGUAUAUACGGAAUCAUCGUCGUCACUGUCAUCUUCAUAUCUGCCUGCCUGCAUAUUAAAGCAACGGCUCCGAUUCCAUAGCUUUGAUUGCAAUCCACCGCAAAUAUAUUAUUAUGGCUUCAAAAAAUGACAACAGACCCAUUUCAAACAAUGCCAGUACUAGGUCCGAUGAAGAAGGGUUUGUAAACAGAAGGAGACAUUCGAUCGGCGGGGGUUCGAAGAUGGCGGGGCCCGCUCAUGGUAUCAGAAACAAUAGACAAGUUUUUUCAGUUGUAAAUGGGGGCGCCCAAGAUCUAGCUGCGACCAAUGGUAGUAAUGCCGGCUCCGAUUACGGCGGUGACUUCACCAAAGACGAGGUUGAUGCGUUACUCAACGAGAAGAUGAAAACCAAAAACAAAUUCAAUCUCAAGGAAAAAUGCGAUCAGAUGAUGGAGUAUAUUAAGAAGCUUAGGCGUUGUAUUAGAUCAUUCCAACAACUUGAAGGAAAUUAUCUCUUUGAGCAGGACAGGCUAAAUAAUUUGUUGGAAUUAGCACACAACAAGUUCACUGAUAUGGAGUUGCUAAUGAAUUCCAAGGAGGAAGAAUUCAAUUCAAUCAUUGUGGGAUUGAGAAAAAAUCACAUGUCAUUACAGGAGAAAGUUUUCGAGGAGGAAUCAAAUAAGCUGGCUGCAUUGGAAACUCUGAACAAAGAGAAAAUGGAGAGGGCUUCUGCGGAGAGGUUGCAAACUUCACUAUCAGAAGAGCUUGCAAGGGCUCAAAGAGAGAACUCAAGUGUAGCUCAGAAGAUUAUUUCGCUGACCGAUAUGUACAAGAGACUGCAGGAGUACAAUACCAGUUUGCAAGAUUAUAACAGUAAACUGCAGAAAGAACUUGCUACUACUAAUGAGACCCUUAAGCAGGCAGAGAAAGAAAAAUCUAUUGUAGUGGAGAACCUGAGCAACUUGAGAAGCCAGUACAAUUCUUUGCAGGAUCAGCUUACUUCGUCCAGAGCUUCUCAAGACGAGACAAUGAAACAAAAUGAAGCAAUAAUCAAUGAAAUUGGGUGUUUGAGAGGAGAUCUGCAGAAAACUAGGAUUGAUCGGGACCAGCUAGAAUCAGAACUGGAGGCUGUAAAAAACGAACAUGUGAAAUACAAAGAAUGUGCCAAAAAAUCAUUUGCUGAGUUGGAAAUAUUAAAAUUGAAGUCAAAUGAACUUGAGGUCAAAUGUUCAUCUGAUAAUGAUCAGAUCAGAAAAUUAGAGGACCAUCUUGCUGCUGCUGAGAAGAAACUGCAGAUGUCUGAUAUGUCCGCAAUGGAAACUAGAAUGGGAUUUGAAGAUCAAAAGAAAAUGAUUCUUGAGCUACAAAGUCGUCUAGCCACUUCAGAAUUAAAAAUUGUAGAUGGAGAAAAACUUCGUAAGAAGUUGCAUAAUACCAUAUUGGAGUUAAAAGGGAAUAUUAGAGUUUUUUGUAGGGUGCGACCCUUGUUGACCGAGGAUGGCAUUGUAACAGAAGAAAACAUUGUUACUUAUCCUACAACAACAGAAGCACUUGGUCGGGGAAUUGACUUGAUUCAACAUGGACAAAAGCAUUCUUUUACAUAUGACAAAGUGUUCAUGCCGGAAGCCUCACAAGAUGAAGUGUUUAUUGAAAUAUCACAGCUUGUGCAAAGUGCUCUAGAUGGCUAUAAGGUUUGUAUAUUUGCUUAUGGUCAAACGGGUUCCGGUAAGACCUAUACAAUGAUGGGCAAGUCAGGAAGUUCAUCAAAUAAAGAAGGACUUAUUCCCCGAUCAUUGCAACAGAUAUUUGAGACUAAACAGUCACUUGAGCAGCAAGGAUGGAAAUAUGAUAUGCAGGUAUCUAUGUUGGAAAUCUACAAUGAAACUAUACGUGACUUGUUGUCAACAAAUCGAUCAUCUGUUGAUAUGUCAAAACAAUACAUUAUAAAGCAUGAUACAAGUGGCAAUACGCAUGUCUCGGAUUUGACUAUCAUAGAUGUUCGUAGUAGUAGAGAGGUUUCAUUUCUUUUGGAUCGAGCAGCACAGAGCAGGUCUGUCGGAAAAACUCAAAUGAAUGAACAAUCUUCAAGAAGUCAUUUUGUCUUCACUCUACGGAUAACUGGUGUCAAUGAGAGUACGGCACAACAAGUACAAGGUGUCCUAAAUUUGGUUGACCUUGCUGGUAGUGAACGUCUCUCUAGAAGUGGCUCUACUGGAGAUCGGCUGAAAGAAACACAGGCUAUUAACAAGAGUUUAUCGUCUUUAAGUGAUGUCAUAUUUGCCCUUGCAAAGAAGGAGGAGCACAUACCAUAUAGAAACUCAAAGCUUACUUACCUUCUCCAGCCUUGCCUAGGUGGGGAAUCAAAGACUUUGAUGGUUGUCAAUGUUUCUCCUGAUCAAUCCUCGGUGGCUGAAUCACUCUGUUCUUUACGUUUUGCUGCCAGAGUCAAUGCUUGUGAAAUUGGCAUUCCUCGGCGCCAAACAAACAUGCGAGCUUCAGAUCAUCAUCGCUUGAGUUAUGGCUAAGCAGGGAUGAUGUUAAUGGAGAAAUCUGCAUGCUGUGUAUGCACAUGGAGUGUAGGGAUUAACCUAGAAUCAAUUGCAUAUCUAACAUAAUCUGCCUCUAUUAUUGUAUAGAAGAUCUGGCAUUUAGUUUGUACGAGUGAAAAAUAAAAUGCUUAUAUUUUUCAUUUAAUAUGUGUUUAAAAGGAAAUGUAGUUUAAGAAAUCAAUUCUUCAAUUCUAGUGUUCA
Messenger RNA from Daucus carota subsp. sativus, 2901 nucleotides. RefSeq names its product kinesin-like protein KIN-14N. The coding region runs from base 286 to 2676 and encodes 796 amino acids. Gene Ontology annotation, biological process: microtubule-based movement. The record is from RefSeq and is a predicted model, not a curated record. Gene Ontology annotation, molecular function: ATP binding; microtubule binding; microtubule motor activity. The transcript has 16 exons. Lineage: Eukaryota; Viridiplantae; Streptophyta; Magnoliopsida; Apiales; Apiaceae.